AUGGCUGAACAGCCCCAGCCUACCGUCAAAACGAGGUUUCUCGUCAUCUCAGACACGCACGGCCGUGACUCCAUACCAUCAUCAAAUGAGCCUGCCGAUGUGGCCAUCCACUGCGGCGAUCUCACGAUGGGGUCCACCCUGCAAGAAUUCCAAGGAGCCAUUAAACUCCUAAAGCAAAUCAACGCCCCACUCAAGCUUGUCAUCGCGGGCAAUCACGACUUCACACUUGACCCCCCUGCAUUUCAGAACAAAAUCCGCGAAGCCCGGAGGCUGCAAAAUAUUGACCCACUCCUUGUCGAGAAAGAGUACGGCUACUGCGGGCAGGUUCGAGAACUAUUCGACCAUGUUGACGCGAAGGAAAAAAGCGGCAUCCGACUUUUAGAGGAAGGGACACAUUACUUGAACCUUCAAAACGGCGCGUCGUUAACAGUAUAUGCCAGCCCGUACACACCGUCGUUUGGGGAAUGGGGGUUUCAGUAUAGUCCACACGAAGGUCAUGAGUUCGCAAUUGGGAAUGUUGACUUGGUUAUGACGCAUGGCCCGCCUCGCGGCGUCCUGGACAAUACCAUCUCCGGCCAAAGAACAGGUUGUGAGCAUCUUUUUGGAAGGGUUGCCCGAUCCAGACCGCGAAUGCACUGCUUUGGACACAUUCAUGGAAGCUGGGGAGCUAAACUGGUCGCAUGGCGCAAGACGAUUAGUGAGAAACCGUCCCAUCUGACUGAUAUCGACAGCGGCCAAUCAACGGUAAUCGAAAAGCUCUCCAAUAUCAAGGCCAGUGGCCCCCGGGCAUAUUAUCUGACCAGUCACUGUGCUGAUGAUGCAAACCCCCUUCAACAUGGGCGCCAUACUCUGUUUGUCAAUGCCGCUAUCGAAGGCUCCGAUGGCUUUCCCUCCCACCCUGCAUGGCUCGUCGACUUGGACCUCCAAAGAGCCCUUUGA
Molecule: messenger RNA, 939 nt
Organism: Aspergillus oryzae RIB40
Lineage: Eukaryota; Fungi; Ascomycota; Eurotiomycetes; Eurotiales; Aspergillaceae
Product: metallophosphatase domain-containing protein
Exons: 1
Coding region: 1-939 (312 amino acids)
Molecular function (GO): hydrolase activity
Source: RefSeq, a predicted model, not a curated record